Messenger RNA from Daucus carota subsp. sativus, 1691 nucleotides. Its product is annotated as protoheme IX farnesyltransferase, mitochondrial. NCBI's taxonomy places the organism in Eukaryota, Viridiplantae, Streptophyta, Magnoliopsida, Apiales, Apiaceae. Gene Ontology annotation, biological process: heme A biosynthetic process. The record is from RefSeq and is a predicted model, not a curated record. The coding region runs from base 108 to 1379 and encodes 423 amino acids. The transcript has 8 exons. Gene Ontology annotation, molecular function: protoheme IX farnesyltransferase activity. Gene Ontology annotation, cellular component: mitochondrion; membrane.
CUGUGGAGUUCGUUUGGUCGAGUCCGACUCGGUUAAUAAACCAAACAUCUCACCUCAAAUCAAACCCUCUUCAUUUCUCCCCCAAUUGACUCAGUCCAACUCGUUCAAUGCUUCGUCGAAACUCACUGAGUUUCUCAUGGAAACUCAUCAUUCCUCCCACAAGCCCGAACUCGUCGGCUCUCACUCACAUCAGAUCCACCAGCUCUAUCGUUACGCCCACUGCUUCGACGUCCGAUACGCAGAGCCUAGGGUUUCGAGUUGCCGAUCGCGCGGUGGCUAAUACGACGUCGUUGAGUGCGGUUGAUGUGGCCAGACACUAUGGACGCUGUUAUUGGGAGCUCUCUAAAGCCAGGCUUAGCAUGCUAGUUGUUGCUACUUCGGGAGCGGGAUAUGUUCUUGGCAGUGGUAGUGCUAUUGACUAUUUGGGUCUCAGUUACACAUGUGCCGGUACAAUGAUGAUCGCGGCAGCUGCUAAUUCCUUAAAUCAGAUUUUUGAAAUUAAGAAUGAUGCUAAGAUGAAGAGAACAAUGCGAAGACCACUACCAUCGGGACGGAUCACUUUACCUCAUGCGGUCAUGUGGGCGUCUUCUGUUGGUGUAGCUGGCACUGCUUUAUUGGCAUGGAAGGCGAACAUGCUGGCAGCUGGUCUUGGAGCCUCUAAUCUUGUUCUCUAUGCAUUUGUAUACACUCCUCUAAAGCAGAUACAUCCGGUAAACACUUGGGUUGGGGCAGUUGUUGGUGCAAUUCCACCUCUUCUUGGGUGGGCCGCAGCUUCUGGUUCUAUUUCACUCAACGGAAUGAUUCUUCCGGCUGCUCUCUAUUUUUGGCAAAUACCACACUUUAUGGCCCUUGCUUAUCUGUGCCGUGAAGAUUAUGCUGCUGGAGGGUUUAGGAUGUUUUCACUUGCUGAUGCGUCAGGCCACAGAACAGCUUUAGUGGCUUUAAGGAACUGCUUGUAUCUACUUCCUUUGGGUUAUGUGGCCUACGAUUGGGGUAUUACGUCUGGCUGGUUUUGUCUUGAAUCGACACUACUUGCACUUGCAAUCACCGGAACAGCGAUGUCAUUCUAUGUACACCGAACUACAGAAACUGCCAGGAGAAUGUUUCAUGCCAGUCUUCUCUAUCUACCAGUAUUCAUGUCUGGGAUUAUGUUUCAUAGACUUUCUGAUAAUCCGGAGCUCAUAUCAGUGAAAAAUUCGGAGGCACUUGUUGGCUAUACAUCCACCUCAGAAGCUUCAGUAAAGGAACUUGAAAACUCAGAUCAACAAAAGAAGGUGAAACGCGUUGAUCCUAGUGGUCGUCAAAGACGUCCACCUGUAGCAUUCGCUUCGGUGGCGCCAUUUCCUUUUUUACCAGCUCCUUCAUACUCUUCAUAUUGAUUUGAUUUGCUCGCAUGAACUUUCUGUUUUAGCAGUCGAUGAGUGAAUGCAUGUAAAUGUGGAUUCGAACGAGUUGAAGCUGAAGAAGUAGAUUUUAUUCUUAGCUAAUGUGCCCCAUUUAUAAUCAGAAUUUUGUUUGUUUAUUUUUAAUUUCUGUGUUCUUUGACUUUUACUAAUUGCUAAUGGGUGCAUUAUAUGGUUUUAGCUUUUGUAACUAAUUGCUACUGGGUGCAUUGUAUGGUUUUAGCUUAUUUAUAGCAACUGCAGAAAGAAAAUGCAAUAUCUAUCUGUUGGCAAAGUUUUGGUUUCAAA